Molecule: messenger RNA, 2861 nt
Organism: Drosophila grimshawi
Lineage: Eukaryota; Metazoa; Arthropoda; Insecta; Diptera; Drosophilidae
Product: sodium-independent sulfate anion transporter
Exons: 4
Coding region: 430-2343 (637 amino acids)
Biological process (GO): transmembrane transport
Cellular component (GO): membrane
Molecular function (GO): sulfate transmembrane transporter activity
Source: RefSeq, a predicted model, not a curated record
GCCAUUAAAGACGACGACGACGCGCACCUAUUUAUAAUCAGUUCCCCAAACGUUCGGCACUACAAACGACGCGCUGUUGUCGCCGCUGCUGUCUGCGCUGCUGCUGCUGUUGCUUCUGCUUCUGAUUCGAUCUCGAUUUCGAUUUCGAUCUCGAUUCAUUCGCGCAUUAAACGCGCUCGCGAACAGUUUGACUUUCGUCGUCGCAUGAAAGUGUUGGUUAAGUGAAUAGCAGUGUUUGAUGGCGAUGGUGAGAUGAAGCCGUAACUGAAACCCUAAAAGAAAUACAACAAACAAAUUCAUACAAAAAUAAAAAAAGAAGAGCUUUCGCAAACGAAAAAAAAACUAGCAAAAAUAUUAUUGGACUGACAAGUGUUGUGUUGUGCAAAAAAAAAAAAAAACAGAGAAAGACGACAAAUUGUGGCUGGCAAGAUGACAGCCAAAGAUACGGGUCAUGUGAAUGGGGCAUUUAAUGGCGGCUCCGAAAUAUCCGUGGAUAUACCCACAAAUACCCUUUAUCACACAUCACGCGACUGCAUCGUCCAAAAGGAGGAGGAAGAAUUGGCCGACAAAUCGACGAACCAUUUUACGGACAGUUGUCGCAGCACUUGCGACAAUAUAUUCCGGCGUAAAACGCUGGAGAAACGCUUUCCAAUACUCGUCUGGUUGCCGCAGUAUAAAAAAGAUUAUAUUAUUGGUGAUCUGGUGGCUGGCAUAUCCGUGGCACUCACAGUUAUACCCCAGGCUUUGGCCUACGCCGGCAUUGCUGGACUGGAUUUGCAGUACGGGUUGUAUGCCUGUUUUCUGGGCUGUUUCAUCUAUAUAUUCAUUGGAUCGAGUAAGGAUGUGCCGAUUGGACCGACUGCUAUAUCGGCGCUGCUCUCAUUUCAAAUUGCCGGCGGCAGUUGGCAGAUGGCCACUAUGCUGACCUUCCUCACGGGCAUCAUUGAGAUAUUGAUGGGCGUUUUCCAACUCGGGUUUCUCAUUGAUUUCGUGUCGGGUCCGGUUGGUGCUGGCUUUACCAGUGCCGUCUCCUUGAUCAUCUUCAGCUCACAGAUGAAGGAUCUGCUGGGCAUACACACGAGUGGAAACACCUUUCUCCAGGUGUGGAUUAGCAUUAUCAAUGACAUUCAGAAUAUUAGUUGGCCCGACUUUGGAUUGGGUCUCAUCUGCAUUGCCGUGUUGCUCAGCCUGCGGGCCUUGGCCACUUGUAGUGUGGGCCCCAAGCAGGGCAAGUCCAUGUGGCAGCAAUUGCUCACGGGUAUCUUUUGGACGGUGGGCACGGCGAGGAAUGCGCUGCUCGUUUGUGGCGUCGCCGGAUUGGGCUAUUGGCUCUCGGUCAGUGGCAAUGAGGAACUCGUGCGCACCGUCGGCUAUGUGCCCAAGGGCUUGCCACAGUUUCAGGCGCCUCCCUUUCACAUAGAUCCGCUGCUGAAUGAGACGACGGGCGAGGUGCUGGUGGAGGGUCAGAGCUUCUGGGAUAUGGUCAGCACUUUGGGCUCCGGUUUGAUUGUGGUCCCUCUGAUUGCCCUGCUCGAAACGAUGGCUGUCGUUCAGGCUUUUGCUGAUGGCAAGCCGACGGAUGCCACCCAGGAGCUGAUUGCCUCGGGCAUUUGCAAUGUGGCCAACUCUUUUGUGCAGGGUCUGCGCAGCAAUGGAGGCGUUGCCCGCGGCGCCAUCCUCAAUGCGAGUGGUGUUCGCACCCAGCUCUCCAAUCUCUAUACGAGUGUCAUUGUCAUCAUUGCCCUGCUCUAUCUCACGCCCUGUUUCUAUUACAUUCCCAAGGCGGCCCUGGCAGCCAUCAUUAUUGCUGCGGUCCUCUUCAUGGUCCAGUAUCGCGUCAUCAAGCCGAUGUGGCAUAGCAAAAAAACGGAUUUGAUACCCGGCCUGAGUGCGUUCUUCGCCUGUUUGGUGUUGCCCCUGCAAAUGGGCAUUCUCGUCGGCAUUGGCAUCAAUGUCAUCUUUAUUCUCUACCAGGCGGCACGUCCCAAGUUGCGCAUUGAAACACUCUCCACACCGGGUGGUCAGCGUUACUUGAUGCUAACACCGGAUCGCUGUUUAAUCUUCCCAUCGAUGGAAUUUGUGAGGAAGGUGAUCAAUAAGCAGGGCGUUAAAUCGACGCUGCCGGUUGUCAUCGAUUGUACCCAUAUUUAUGGGGCUGAUUUCACCGCCGCCAAGGUGAUAUCGACGAUGGUCAUGGAUUUUGCCCAACGUCAUCAGCCGCUGUUCUUUUACAAUCUGCAGCCGCGUGUCGCUCAGGUAUUCGAGGGUCUGAACAAAGAUCUGGUGGCUAUAUACGAUAUCACAACGCUGCACGAAAAGCUAUCAGAGAAGACGACAAUUUAACCUCGCAUCUAGCAAUAGUUUAAUUUUUUAAGUCUUUGUAUAUUUAUUUCACAAGAAAAACAAAAUCAAAAAAAGAAAAAAAAACUCUUCUCUAGACCAAUAUCAAUGUCAGCGACUUGUUUCGCUUUGUAUAGGCAUAAAAAAAAAAACAAAAAAAAAGGAGGUUAAACUUAAAAUACGAAAGAAACCCACGCAAAUUGUCAGCAACAUUACAAACAACAACAACAAUAACAAUAAUUUUAACAAACAGUAUAGCCAAAUAGUCAGUUAUAUGAAAUUUUCCGUAUAUAUAUUUUUAAUUAGCAUUUAAGUUGUAGCAAUCUUUCAUUUAUUUAUUCGCUUUAUUUGAUUGACUUUUGGGCAAAUUGCUGUGAAUUUUUUGUUAAACAAAAUCCAAAGUUUUGCACCUCAUUGUUGUCUAUUUAUCUAACUGAUUGCUGUGCAUAGUAUUAUACUGAAUAUCAAGCAUAUGGAUUGUUAUAAUUAGUACUUAAAUAAAAACAUAAAUAUCGGAUUAA